Messenger RNA from Alexandromys fortis (reed vole), 3642 nucleotides. RefSeq names its product sperm microtubule inner protein 11 (gene Spmip11). Bases 2074 to 2370 code for a protein of 98 amino acids. NCBI's taxonomy places the organism in Eukaryota, Metazoa, Chordata, Mammalia, Rodentia, Cricetidae. The transcript is spliced from 2 exons. The record is from RefSeq and is a predicted model, not a curated record.
UGACCAUGACAUGCUUCUUACCCGCCCUUGCCACACUUCAUCUCGGGAACCUUAUCAAACCUGGGCAUUUAGCGGGGGAAGCUAUGAGUUACUAAGAAUAUCUCCCAGUUUGACAAAAUGAAAAAUGGAAGAAACCAACCCGAAGAGCAAGUGGCAGGCAUCCAAGUGGGUGAGACUGUCGAGCAGACUCCAGACGUAGCUGCCGUCCAUAUGGGAAGCUGGGAGCCUGCUGCUUGGGCUCUUAGAAAUAACAGAACCUCGUCUGGUGGUAUCGUAAGAACAGUCUGACACCUAAGGACCAGACGGCGUUCUUGCUUGUCACCUGCGUUUAGAACCGUAAUUUACUCUCAGCCCAGAUCCCGACACCCACUAGAAACAUGCUUGCUAUUGCUCCUCAAUCCACCGCUAUCUGUCCAUGGCCAUAUUGCUACUUUUACCCUGCCUAAAGCUGAACAACCAGCUCAAAUAAUACCAUUUCCAGGAAGUGGCCUCUCGUUGCUGGAACCUACGAUUAAGUACAGGUAGCGCCAGCGCAGGCCAGGGUCCCAGAAUGGCACUCCUGCAAAGCAUUCAGGACUGCCAUCCCCUCUUACGUCUUCGGCUUCACAGAGGGCACAUUUAAACUGCACCUCAUUCUGGUGGUAUCGCCUCCGUUUUGGAACGUUCAAGAUUUCCUUUGGAGGACAGUAAGGGGAAGAGAGGAUAGGGACGAUGAACGAGUGAGGCCAAGGGAGAGAAAGGAGGGAAAACGGCCAAGUAGGAAAAAAACUGCACAACAGAAGGAGCACCCUCACCCCUCAGAUGAGUCAGCGAUCUUCAGCAGUUUCCAGAGAGAAUGCUAAAGACUGAUCUAGUCCCCGACGAACACUAACAAGAAGGAAAAGUAAAAAUCUGAGCGAGUGGGUGAGAGCCAUGGCUCUGUAAAAACAGAACGGAGACACUUAGAACGUAAGAUGAAGAGCCGAGACUUAUUAGGGGCCUAGCUAGGGGACAAGGGGCAAGGGGCCUAGUUUCUCUUUAUGCCUUGGGUGACAACAUGGGUGGGACAGCCAAAAGGAAUCUUGGCGUCCUCCUAGGCAACAGCCUUCUUCUCAGCCCCUGACCAAGCCAUGCUUUUCUACAUCUAAGUUGUCACAACCCACUCCUCUUCAAGGUGCUGAGGUGCAGACAGUCGCUACUGCAUUGGACACAGGGGGCAGUGCUGUCGCCAAGGACAUAGUUCUGUGUGCUGCUGGGAGAAAGGAAAUGCCCCAGUGACCAACACCAGCAAACGCUCUUUGCAACCUAGUCCUUGCCUCAAAACAUAAACCGUGCCUUAAAUCCCAGGACUCAGAAAGCAGAAACAGGCAGAGCUCUGUGAGUUCAAGACCAGCCUGAUCUACACAGCAAGUUCCAUCCCAGCCAGGGCUAAAUAGUGAGAUGCUGUCUCAAAAGAAAAUUAAAAUUUAGAUGUGUUUAAGCCUUGCCUGCUUCGCCUAGCCUUGGGAGGCCAAGUGAGGUGGAGCCGGUCUGUUUGAUAAGCUCUGUUUGAUAAGAGCUAAUUCCUGAAUGACCUUCCCAGACCCCACCCCUCCACCCAUCCUUCUCCACAUCCAGGUCCCAGCUGACUGAAAGCAUCCUUGUUCUCCAACACUUCUGAAGCAUUUGCCAUCCUGAAGCCUGAAGCACCUUCCUGAUUCUGCUUAGGCCCAGCAAUUACUUAUCCACUAGGACUCAACAAUAAUUCCCCCUUUCAAUCCAUUUGAAGUUCUAUAAGCAUGUCGGUCUCGGGAGAGUCUACGCCCAGAUUAGAGACCAUUUUUAUUUUCACCUGCGCUAGUCCUAAAUAUCUAUCCAGAACCCCGAGGCUAGUGGGAAGCCAAUCAAAAUCUGGGAGUCAGAGAGGAGGGGUGAGGGGGAUUCUUGUGAACACUGAGUUUUUCCUCCUUCCCCUCUAUCUCAGGCUUGAUAACUUGACUCCUGGGAUGCUGAGAAUUGAAUGUCAGGAGCUAGGAAAGAUCCCUCUAUGUACCCUGUUGGCAUGGAGACCGGGAAAUCAGAGAAUAAAGUAGCCCCAUUUGCCAAGUACUCAAAAUGAGCCUUCUCAUUUCAGACCAGAAGGAUACAGGGUCCUCUAGGUUUCCACCGAUUGUCUCUGAAGAUGGUAAUUACUCCGUACACCGGAAUAGCCACAAACGCUAUCAGGAAGCCGUACGAAAGGUGUUGUUAAAGACAUUCCCCAAUCAGGUCUUUCGAGUCCCAGUGACCGACGCUCAGAACUUCAGCUUCUGGUGGACCGACCAUUCAAGCGUGCGUCCAGAGAAAAACAUACCAUGGAUCCAGUGUCGACGCCAUUGUCUUAUUAAAAGCCCGAUGACCAGGUUAGGCUGAGAGAAAGGUCAGGGUAGGGGGCUGGGGAAGUUUUUUCUCCUCACAAUGAAACCUAUUGUUAAGCUCCGCUUAAGAGCUGAGAAUAAGCUGGGUGUAGUGAUGCACACCUUUAAUCCUAGCACUCAGGAGGCAAAGGCAAGUGGAUCUCUGUGAGCUGGGAGUUCAAGCCCAGACUGGUCUAUACAGAGUUCCAGGAAAGCCAGAACUACAUAGAGAGACUCUGUCUCAGAAUCAGAGAAGAGGUUUGAGUCCUAUCAGGGAGAGUGGACCUCAGAUCCUGGGCAGUGUGGUCUCCACACAGUAGUUUGAGACCUGUCCGCUUUGUUUUAUGGGUGAGAUUCUGAACAGGCACAGAAUCAAUGUCUUUAACAUUCCUGUGGGUUCCCGAAGUCUACUCCAACCAGCAUCCUCCUCAGCAGCUCUACUUCACCACCCCUGCCCAUUCGCACAGAGGCAGCCUUGAGGACCAUUGUUAAGGAUGCUCCCUUCCCUUUAGCCUGACCUGGCUGAAUCUCGAGACAUUUUCUCUUUUCCAGAUACAUGGAUCAUUCUAUUCUCAAUGACAAAACCUUCACUCAGUAUUGAGGAGGACACGCCUACAGGACAAGAUGAAAACUGGAGGGAGGGCAAGGAGGGGUCAGGGUGGCCAAGUCUUCAGGUGGAGACGAGAAGGGGGAAUCGAGGUGGUAGGGGAAGCGAAAUAAACAAACUGAACUAAAAGGCAUUUCUUCGCACUGGCUGUAGGAGGCAGUGGAGUCAUCCUACGGCCCUGACUCCUUGAGAGCAGGUAUGUGAGAUUCCUGACGAGGUCAGAUCUAGGAAUGAGAGGAGUGCGGGGACUGGAGCACUGAGAGAACAACCACAGAGGUGUUGACUCAGUGCAUGACAGGGGUCAGAGUCAACAUCUGGGAAGGCACAUCUAAUGCAUGACGGGGUUAGAGUCAACAUCUGGGAAGGCACAUCUAAUGCAUGACGGGGUCAGAGUCAACAUCUGGGAAGACACAUCUAAUGCAUGACGGGGUCAGAGUCAACAUCUGGGAAGACACAUCUAAUGCAUGAUGGGGUCAGAGUCAACAUCUGGGAAGAGACAUCUAAUAAGUGACAGGGGUUGGAGUCAAUGUCUGGGAAGACACAUCGAAUGCAUGACGGGGUCAGAGUCAAUGUCUGGGAAGACACAUCUAAUGCAUGACAGGGUUAGAAUCAAUGUCUGGGAAGACACACUUGUCCUCAUGUGAAAAGCCUUAAGUGGCCACACUCUCUGCAGACAUUGCA